CCAACAUCGGCUUCCCACAAUCUUCAUUCACUGUACAUUUCCCCAGGUUCAAUACAAUGAUGGCUAUCCCAGGCGAUUACAAUGACUCGAUCUUGCAGUUAGGUUCACCGACUGCAAUCUUGCCCCCAGUGGGGGAUUAUAGCUAUGCUGCCCGAAUACAAUUAGUUUCAUAUCUCCACUUCGUAUGAUCGAGAGCAUGGCGUUUCACAACGGGUAUGGGCUUGAAAUGCGUCGUGUGUUCCCAAUGAGUGAUAUAGAAUUAGCACAAUUAAAAGGGUUCGGCACUCUUGUGGAGAAUCGCAACAGGAAAUUCCAUUCGCAAUUCGUUAUAGUGACAUUUAACUUGGUGGCGAGCUCAAAUUUGGAAUCCGGAUAUGAGACCGAGGGUUCCCAAAACCCGACUGACAACGUAUUGUUGGGAAGUUCAGGCUAGCAUGAUCCGAAUUUGGCUUCGAAAGAGUGAAUCGAGAAGAAUCUCGGGUAUGCCUGACUGGUAAUCACUCGUUAAUUAGGGGGUAACUCCCUCGCAGGAUUUCGCCAGGCGCGGGCAGUUGAACUUGGGGUUGUGGCAGGAUUUUCCGUUUCAAAUCACUGCCGUACCAUAGCUGCCUCGGUUUGACAAGGGCUGCUUAGCAACAAUCAUGUACUCAGGUUCGAUUUGAUUCUGUUGCGAUCGCAAAGAGUCGGUGUAAGAAAGCAAAUCCCAUCACUCCAGAAAUCCUUGUGCUUGGAUUGUAAAGACAAUAGGGCAAGAUUUACAAUAUGCUGCCGACAAAUUUGG
Molecule: messenger RNA, 781 nt
Organism: Cantharellus anzutake
Lineage: Eukaryota; Fungi; Basidiomycota; Agaricomycetes; Cantharellales; Hydnaceae
Exons: 4
Coding region: 227-433 (68 amino acids)
Source: RefSeq, a predicted model, not a curated record